Messenger RNA from Nerophis lumbriciformis (worm pipefish), 2589 nucleotides. Lineage: Eukaryota; Metazoa; Chordata; Actinopteri; Syngnathiformes; Syngnathidae. The record is from RefSeq and is a predicted model, not a curated record.
AUGAACGCUCACGCUUGUCCCCGCAGGUUGUCCCCGCGGUCCCGUUCGGCGGCGGUGGCCGCCGCUCUGCUCGUGCUGCUCAUCCAGACGCUGCUGGUGUGGAACUUCAGCAGCCUGGACGGCUCGUCCGGCGGGCGCGGCGGCCGCCACAAGCGAGCCGUCGGCCCGGACAAAGCCGACGGCCAGCCGCCCGGGAUCGGCGCCCGGAGGAGGAGCGAGCCGGCGCCGCCGGAAACGCUCGGAAACGCGGCCGUCAGACACAAACUACGAGCCGAUGUUUACCGCUCCCACCGGCCCAAAGAGAAGCCGCGACCCCCGGAUGGCAACAACAACGAGAAUUCGGUGCCCAAAGACUCGGACGGCGCGGACGGCGGGCGCCCGAGAGAGCCAGCCAAAUGGGCCGAGCGUUUCCCGGAGCAGAGCGGCCGCAACGGCUCCCGCGUCCCCGCCCCGGAGCAGAAGGCGUCGGAGUGCGAGAUGCUGGGCAAGGAGGUGAUCUCGGCGCUGUCGCGAGCCAAAAGUCGCGAGUGUCGUCAGCGGAUAGCCGACGUCUACUGCCGACACCAAGAGGAGAAGCUGAUGCCGCGCCGACUGCCUCGAUACUGCCCCCUGCAAGUGAAAGCGAGCGCGAGCAUCGAAUGGGACGAGGAGCUGGCCCCCGCCCCCGCGACGCCGGUUCGGGUGGCCUUCGUGCUAGUGGUGCACGGGCGGGCCUCGCGUCAGUUCCUUCGCCUCUUCAAGGCUAUUUACCACACGGCACACUUCUACUACAUCCACGUGGACCAGAGGUCCGAUUUUCUUCACCGGGAGGUGACGCCGCUGGCCCGCCGAUACCCUAACGUGCGCGUGACGCCGUGGAGGAUGGCCACCAUCUGGGGCGGCGCCAGCCUGCUUGGCAUGUACUUGCGUGCCAUGGAGGACCUGCUGGACAUGCGCGAUUGGGCCUGGGACUUCUUUGUCAACCUCAGUGGCGCCGACUACCCCAUCAGGACCAACGAUCAGCUGGUGGCCUUCUUGUCCAAACAUCGCCACCUCAACUUCAUCAAGUCUCACGGCCGGGACAACGCUCGCUUCAUCCGCAAGCAGGGUCUGGACCGCCUCUUCCUGGAGUGCGACACGCACAUGUGGCGCCUCGGCGACCGCAAGAUCCCGGAGGGCAUCGCGGUGGACGGCGGCUCCGAUUGGUUCCUGCUCAACCGGGCCUUCGUGGACUACGUGGUGCGGUCGAAAGACGAGCUGGUGUCCGGCCUGAAGCGCUUCUACGCCUUCACGCUGCUUCCCGCCGAGUCCUUCUUCCACACGGUGCUGGAGAACAGCGCCCUCUGCGGCAGCGUGGUGGACAACAACCUGAGGCUGACCAACUGGAACCGGAAGCUGGGUUGCAAAUGUCAGUACAAGCACAUCGUGGAUUGGUGCGGCUGCUCUCCGAACGACUUCAAGCCCGCCGACAUGCCGCGUUUCCAGCAAGCGUCGCGCCCGGCCUUCUUCGCCAGGAAGUUUGAGGCCACCGUGAGCCAGGAAGUCAUCAACCAGCUGGACGCGCAGCUGUUCGGGACGCCGGCGCCGGGCCUGCCCGGCUUGAAUGCCUACUGGGAGAACGUCUACGAUCGCGAGACGGACGCCGCGCCGACGGACGCCGCACUCAGCCACUUUCACGCCUUCGCGCGCAUGGGCCUGGAGCGGGCCACGGUCUCGGCGCGAGGACGCCCCGUCUACGACGCGUGCAGGUACGAGGGGACGGGUCAGCCUCUCUCCGUGCACAUGUACUUCCUGUCGGACCGCUUCCAGGGUUAUCUGGUGCGUCACGUGGCGACCGAACUGGGCUCUGGCAGGUCUGAGACACUGGAGACCUGGGUGACCCCCCGGGACCACUUUAGCCAGGACAAACGCCCCCAUCCGGACAACAGGCUUCUGCACAUCCAGGUGGGUCGCGAGUGGGACGCCAAGGAGCGCCUGUUCGUCACGCGCGGGGGCCUUCUGGGCCCUGAGGACGCCCCGUCGGCGGCGCUGCGCUGGAGGCGGGGAUCCGGCAACUUGACGGCCACCGUGGUGUGGAUCGACCCCACCAAUGUGAUAGCGGCCACAUACGACGUGCGCGUGGACGCCGGCGCCGAGGUCACGCACUACCGCCCCCCGCUGGCCGGGCCCCUGCGCCCCGGCAUCUGGACGCUCAAGGUCCUGGACCGUUGGAGCCCGCUGGGACAGACCGCUUUCCUUAUCGCCCCGCUGCAGUUCCGACGAGGGCGGCCCAUAUCGCCAGAGGAGGCCUCGGUCGUUCAUGGUGGUCCGCCAGGAAAGUCGUACAUGGAGCAGAGCUUCCACGGCUUGAACCCGGUGUUGCGCUUGCCGCUGAGCCUGGGCGCGGUGGAGGAGGCGGAGGCCAACGCCGGCCUGACGGGGGCGCCGCUGCGCCGGUGGCUGGACCGUCUCCUGGCCGGCUUCUGGGCGGCGUCCGACGUCUGUUCGGCCGCGUCCGGCGAACCGGCCUGUCCCGCCCUGCGCCGCUGCCGGCGGAGCGCCUGGAGCUCGUACGGCCCGGACCCCAAAUCCCAAUUGGGACCCCCCCGACACGACGGACGCAUCAGGUAG